This is a messenger RNA of Drosophila rhopaloa, 4083 nucleotides long. Its product is annotated as protein folded gastrulation. NCBI's taxonomy places the organism in Eukaryota, Metazoa, Arthropoda, Insecta, Diptera, Drosophilidae. The record is from RefSeq and is a predicted model, not a curated record. The transcript is spliced from 3 exons. Bases 745 to 3048 code for a protein of 767 amino acids.
UUACAAUUCAAAAUAUCUUACAACGUUUUUUUUUCACGUGAUUUUGUUGUGUGUGUGCAAAAGUCUUUGUGAAUGAAAUAAUAUGUGGGAUACAGUUAAAGAAAUAAAAAUAAAUAAAAAGCAAAAUUCAAAUAAAAACAGUGUGUGUUGUCAUAAUGACAAAAACAACAAUAAACGCAGCGACAAAAGGCGAUAAAACAGCAGCGAAAAAUAAAAGGCGACCACGGGAAAACUUUAAGCAAUUAAAUAAAAUUUAGACCCAUAUAAAAUACAUUUUAACUGGCUAAAACCAGAUAAGCCAACCAACAACCAAAAUUAAAAGAUUCUCAAAACAAUAAAAACAAAAACACAAACCAAAACGAAACGAAAUUUAAAACGAACAAAUUUGUGGUGUUUAAUAUUUAUUUAUAUGCUAAUUUAUUUUUACAAUAAUUUGGUAUUAACCCACAAAGCAACAACAACAGAAAACGGGUGAAAGAUAAAAGACAAGCAAAGAAAACCAAAAGCACGCGCAUCUUCUUUAACAUCUUUGUUUUGGGAUAUAAAACAGCAAAAAGUUACCCCAACCAACACCCAUUAAAAACCACCUAAAAGAAAAAAGUAUUGUACAUCCUGCAAAAAGAUUGUCGGUUCGAUUGGAAAGGACUUUUUGACACUGCCUACCGCCCACUUCAUAUAUCUUUGUCUUUAUGUGGCCUGAUUUGGGCGCUAGCCAGGAGUAAACCAGCAAUCGAUCCCGGAGCGAUGGCACCGCCCAACUGCCUGCUGGCGGUCCUGGCGCUAACGGUCUUCCUGGGGGCCAACAACGGCCUGCCGAUCACAUCGCGACCCAUCGAGGGGAAUGUGCAGCGGAUGGUGUGGGAGGAUUGGGUGAACCUGGACCCCGAGCAGCGGAACCUCACCAAGGAGAAGAAGGUGACGGCCAAGUCGAUAUUCACGCUCCCCUUUCGCCACUGUCCGCAGGGUCACACGCUGUACAACCAGCUCUGCAUCCCCCAGUCCAACAUCGAUCCCACGGACCUCGUCAAGCAGGAACUGAUCCUGGCCGGCUCCUCGAACGGCAGUCCCCCGCCACCACCCAUCGCCGACUACGACUAUGGCGAUGACACGGAGAGCGAGGAGAUCGUGUACGACCUAUCCGUCAUACCCACCGCCAUGCAGGAUGGAGGGGCACAGGACCAAGCGCUGCCCAGCGAGGAUGCACCACUGAAGUUCAAUAUAUUCGAGAAGAAAUUCCCCACCGGCACGGGCGAGCCGCCCGAGGAGCUGCCCCUGCCGCCGGAUAUGGUGGCAGCAACACAUGCCAGCAGCAUCAGCAGCAGCAGCAGCACCACCACAGCAGCAACAUCUGGCAGCACAGCGACGACAACCACGACGACAGCUUCGCCUCCGGGGGAAACUGGCAAUCGCAUAGCUGGCGGGGAUCUGCAGGCGGCUCCCAGCAAUGCCCUGUCCACGACAGCAACACUGACCCGCGGCAGCAACACCUCCACUAGCAGCAGCAACAGCAGCAACAGCGACUUUGGCCAGGUGGAGGCCAUUGUGCUGCCGGCGGGUCAGGCGCAGGAUGGCUCUGUGCAGCUGGUGACCAGCUCCCUCGUCGAUGACUCCGAUGACUCCUCUACCUCUACCGCAGCGAAUGGGUUCAUCAAUGCGGAGGCGGAGGCGGAUCUGGCCCAGCUGCUCAAGGUCGACGCCUUUCUGCCGGCCUACGACGGCAGCAUUGAGCUGUUGCCGCCGCUCUUCAGUCAUCGUAAGGUGGCGCCGCCUCUGAGCGCAGACCAGGAUGUGAAGCCCAAGCAGGCGGAUGAAGCUGCAGGGGAGCUGGACAAUGAGGAGGAGGAGGAGGAGGAGGAGACCACCACCGACAUAGUGCCAACUGAAGAGGAGGAGGAGGAGGAGUACACCACAGAGACGACAACAACAACUGCAGACGACACAACGGUUGCGGAGGCGUCAAUGGAUACGUCUCCUCCUGCCAGCUCCACCUCCACCUCCACAUCCACAUCCACCUCCAGCCAAACAUCACCACAUCCGCCCGAAGAACCCGAGAUAGAUGAACGUGAAAAUCGCCUGGUCUUGAUAAAAUCGAAAGUGCAACCGGUUCAGCUGACGACAACAACAUCGGCAACAGCAACAGUAACACCAACAGCAACAACUGCAGCUGAUUCAAGCUCCAGCUCCACUGACCGGUUUCAUUAUCAGCAUUUUGUCGAAGAUGUUGCUGCUAGCAGCACCACAGCAACAGCAGCAACAGCAACACCAGAGCUCAGCAGCAGCAGCAGUACUACCAGCGAACCGAUCGAGCAGAACAAUAUGCUGCCGAGUGACAAUGACAAUUUAAUGACAAAUACAAUUGGCGGCCAGGGCGAGGAGGAUGAUGCUGGCGGCCAUAAAGCCACCAGCUCCAGUGAAAUGAAUGCCCAACAGGAAUUGCGGCUCAUCAACGAGCUGGUAAAGGGCAAGCAGCGAAAGCAGCAUCAGCAGCAACAGCAACAGCAACAGCAACUACAGCAACAGCAACAGCAACUUAAGCCAACCAGCACAGAAGCAACACCAACUGAGGAUGCAACAUACUCAAAUUGGUCAAAGGUGAUGCCGCAAUUAGGCCGGAGUACAAGUGAAGCGGAAUCAACCACAGAGACAGCAGCAACAUCGAGUCAGGUUAAUGAGAGCCGCUCGACGGCCAAUGCAGCAGCAGCAACAUCAGAAAAACAUUUAAGUAUUACUAAUCGUAGCAAUAGAAAUAGUAAAAUAAUUAGAGUAGAACAGUUGGCUGAAGAGCCAGCAGCAACAGCAGAAGCAGCAGCAGUAUCAGAAGCAGCAGCAAUAGCAGCAGCAGCAGCGAUACCAGAAGCAGCAGCAACAGCAGCAGCAACACCUCCCAACAGCAGCAGCAACCCAGACGGCUAUAAGCCCUUUUGGUGGCUUCCGAGUAUUGGGUGGCGAGUGGACCGCCAGGUGGAUCGCAAUGGCGAGGAUCAGUCGCUGUUGCUGCGGUUCUUCAGCACAUUUCGCGGCAGCGACACGGCAACAGCCACUCGCUAACAGCAACAGCAGCAGUAAAUCAGAAUCAGAAUCAGAAUGAGCAUAAUCAUAAGCAGCAGCAACUCCUGGCUCUUGCUAGCAAUUAGAGAGCCGCAGGAUGUCGUUGGAUGUCGUGUAGUCUAGUGUAACCUAGUGUCGUGUCAGCAACAGCGUUUCAAUUGCGUGUUGAAGUUUGUUCACAGUUGUCUCACCUUUACACUCAGCCCUUGUCACAGUAAAUAUUUAUUACCUUUUAAUGUUUUAAUCGAAUGCCAAAUUGUACAUAGCAUAUCCGUAAAAGAACAUACUACUUAGCAGCAACUUUUGCCCAUUGCCCUUUAUUUUUUUUUUUUUGCCUUGGCAUUAUAUUGUACCUUUUUUUGUAUUAUUUAAACUGCUUUCUUUUUUUAAGUUGUUGAUUUAAUUUUAGGGAGACCUUUUUUUUAUAUUACAAUAGUUUUAUAUGUGCGUGCUGCUGUCGUUGUUGCGAACCUUAGCAAUAUUUAAUUGUGAUUACUUAGGCUUAUGAAUUGAUUGUUAGACUUAGGUAAAUGUAUUUGUAUACCCUGAAUCUAUUGAUUUAUCUUUUUUUUUUUGCUGCAGUCGAGCUUCCUUAACUCAAAGCCUUUAUAUGUUUGUUGACAGUAUAAGGUAAAAUCAAUUAUAUAACUCGGAGUCUAGAGUUAUGAAAGUUCGACUGCACUAUUACCACUAUUAUUACCUAAUAUAUAUGUGUAAACCUGAAGCAUUUGUUGUAGCUGUCUCUGUGUAUAUAGUGCAAAAGCCAUUCAAAUCGAAGCAUUUUUAAAAGCAUCCACUGAACACUGAGUAUAUAUCCCUAGCAUGUAAGUCAAAUAGUUAUGCUAACCAUUGUAAACACAAAUUAAAACUAAAGCCUAAAAUAUAGUGUAAUGCAUGUAUAUAGUUAUAGAAAAUGUGUUUCGAUCCAUUAACUCAAACGAAACGAAACGAAUCAGGCAACCAACAUGUUUUUGUCAAUUGAAAUUCAACCAACAACCAAAGUUCUGAAGAAAAACAAAUGCGAAAAUGCAAAAA